Messenger RNA from Aspergillus chevalieri, 4827 nucleotides. RefSeq lists its product as uncharacterized. NCBI's taxonomy places the organism in Eukaryota, Fungi, Ascomycota, Eurotiomycetes, Eurotiales, Aspergillaceae. The transcript has a single exon. The record is from RefSeq and is a predicted model, not a curated record. Gene Ontology annotation, molecular function: nucleic acid binding; zinc ion binding. The coding region runs from base 1 to 4827 and encodes 1608 amino acids. Gene Ontology annotation, biological process: DNA integration.
AUGAUGGUAGGGACUGGAAGUGAGAGCAAAAUGCCAUCAAAGGAGCCGCUAGAGGAUCCUGGCAUAAAGAUCUACUCCUUCAAUAUCGAGAAGCUGAACGAGGAAAACGCUCGAUACUGGUUCUAUGCAAUGGAGAGUCAGUUAAAGGUCCAAUUUGCAUGGCAGGCGAUUGAUUACUACUACGAAGUAGGAAAGGAGACAUAUAACCAAAUACGGAAAGACAAUUUGAAAUGGACGAAGGUAGAUAUGAAGGCGGACAUGAUUAUUCAACAAGGCCUUACUCCCACUAUUGUCCUGGAGAUCAAGGACCUGCCAAAUGCCGGCGCGAAAUGGGACUACCUGAAAGAGGCGUACCUGAAAUCAUCAAAUGCGAUGAAGGCCAUGCAGUUGAUGAAAAUGGCCAAUUGGUAUCAAGGUUCCAAUGUGAAUGCCAAAGACGCCUACCGCGAAAUCGAACAACUAGGACGCGAAUUAAUCGACAUGAACGGCAGCAAAAAGAUCGAUAUUGAUGAAUUGGUUGUGAUUUGGUAUCUCCGUGGCCUGCGGGAAGAGUAUGCAAUGCUCAAAGGGACUGUGAUGAGCUCAGAUGUUAACCUGAACAAGAGCUAUGUGCUCAAACGAGCAAUAGAUUUUGACCAGUUACGAGGCGGACCAACUGAGAAGGCAUCAAGGAUUCAAAAGAAAGGCACAAAGUGCUUUGCUUGCGGGAAAACUGGACAUCGAGCAAGGAAUUGUCUGAGCAAGCGUGAUGAUCAUGAUGCUAGCGCUGAUGAAAGCAAGCGCCAAGGUGGCCGAGAUGGCCGGAACAAGAAGCCCAAUCGAUUCUCCAAGCAGAAAGGGAAGUCUGCAAAGGAAGGAGGUAGCAUGGCUGGCAACAACAAUGAUGAUGAUGAUAAUGAUGAUGGCGGAUACAUGAGCGAGUAUGGUACUCGUGCCAUUGAGGUGGCAGACAUAAGUGAGGAAACUGCUAUGCAUGCAGCUGAAUGUGCUGUUGAAUAUACUGCUGAAGAUGCAGGUAGCUGCGUUGGAGAUGGCCAUGUGGAUGAAGAUAGUGACGUGCAAGAUGGCUUCACAUGUGAAGAAGCCCAAUUCCCUGAAGAGCAUGAUGCUUGUGCAACAGAGGAUGUGCAAGCUAGCCCCAUCACUGAAUAUAAGAUUGAGUGGGCCAAAUACAUCAUAGAAGGAGCACACCGAGUUAGAAUGGAUCCAUCAAGAUGGUGCUUUGACAGUGGGGCUACAAGUAUGUGCUCUGGCAAUCGAAGCAUUUUUGAGUACCUUGAUGAGACUAGCCGAGGUCAUUUGAUUAUUGCUAGUGGUACUGAGAUGCCCAUCAAGGGACGAGGGAUCGUUCGAUUCAACCUGCCAAACGGCAUGUCAGCCAGGUUAGGUAGGGUGGUGUAUGUGCCAGGCCUAGCAGAGAACCUACUGUCAUUAGAGGUUCUACAUAUGGCUGGCUUUCAAUCAAUUGGCUCUAGAAAGGGGUAUGUGCUCAAGAAGGAUGGGAAAGUGGUAGCCCAAGGAAAACGAGAUGGACGGACCACAUACUUGCAUUCAGUCAGGCACGUCAAUGCACUAUUUAUUGGCCCAAAAGCAGCGAAAAGACAGCAAUACGCCCGAAUGGCCCUAUCUGCCGAUGAGCAAACGCGAAUGAAACAGGAGCUCAUUCAUCGACGCCUUGGUCAUGCAGGAAGAAGCCGAUUUAACACCUGUGUUGAAUAUAUGGAGCUAGAUGAGCUGAAACUGGGGAAACAAGACCAGUUGCUCCAUGAUAACUGUGAGGUGUGUGCGAAGGCCAAGAAGGUGAAGAAGCAAAGCCAUGCGCCAAUUCCUAGAGCUAGAAAGCCGCUUGAACGAGUGUACAUGGAUUUUUGGGGUCCAAAUCGCGAAGGAAUAGGGCAGGAAAGGUAUUACCUGUCAUUGAUUGAUGAUUGCACGCGAUAUUCAUGGAUCUUCAUCAAGAUGGACCGAAGGGCUGAAAGUGUAAUGCACACACUGGAUAGUUGGCUGCGCCAGGUUGAAAGGCAGUCAGGGAAAGUGCUAUUGGUCAUCCGUACUGAUAAUGCUGCUGAGUUUGUGGCAUUGAGACCAUGGGCAGAAGAGAAAGGCAUUGAACUGGAAUUUAUUGAGGCUGAAACACCAGCACAGAAUGGUGUGGCGGAACGAUACAACCGUGUUAUUAUGGAUAUAGCGCGCGCCUUGUUGAUUGACUCUGGUAUUAGCAAGCGUUAUUGGAAGUAUGCUGCUGUCACGGCAAAUUACCUGAGAAACCGGACAUUAUUGGUGAAGAGGAAAGAAGAUGGCCAUGAGAAAGUUGACAAAGAUGAGAAAACACCAUAUGAGCUAUGGCAUGGGCAUAGGCCUGACUUGGCCCAUCUUCGUGCUUGGGGUUGCCGAGUGCUCUUUUAUCAUAAACCAGAGAGCAAGUUGGAAAGCAGAGCAAUGGAGGGCACAUUCCUGAUGUAUGGGAAGAGCAACAAGCAGUAUUUAGUAUUGCCUAGAGGUGGUAGUGAACUGAAGCUGGUCACUAACCCCGAGUUUCGAGAGCGGGAAAAUGGCAAUUUGAGCGAACUGUCAGCUGGUCAAGUUGACAUACAAAGCCUGCUGACCAGUACUGUUCUACCUGUUGGACCACCUACCGAAGCGCCUGCUCAAGCAUCCAUUGGAAUGACUUCUAAGAGGCCUACUGAAGAGCCUGCUGGAGCAGGAUUGCCAGUCAAUGAGCCCUUCCACACCAACGAACCGACAAUUAAUUCAAUGCCAGAAUUGCUGAAUAUGCGACUGAAUAAAGAGGAUGGAGAGAAGGAAAGGAAUUCCUCUUCAUCAACUGGGGGCACAACAGAUAAGCCGUUGAAACUGUCUGAAGUUCAGCCUGAAGGGGAGGUGGAGCAGAGAGCUCCUGUGGAACAUACAAACAAUGAAGUGCUUGAGAAAGAACCCCGAGAGCAGGCUGAUGAAACACCAAAGGAUAUGCCUAGGCCUGAACCGGUUCCUGAAGACGGACGCCACCGGUCUGAGCUUGAAAUGGAACGGCGGUCUGCUCGCGUACGUCAACCAUCAGAGAGAAUGAUGGAGAGCCGCCAGACAGAGCAAAUGUAUGGCCGCAAGCGCAAAGCUGAAGGGGAGGACACUGGGAAUAGUGAUCGUCCAGCUCAGCGCAUGCGGGCCCAUUUUGCUAGGCUAGCAGUAGCUGCAGAGCUAUUGCAGACUGAUAGAGAAUAUGAGGUUGCAGAGAAAGCAUGUGCUGCACGUGAGAAAGCUGGAAUCCGUAUACCGAAGUCGUAUAGCGAAGCCGUUAAUGAUCCAAUAUAUGGCUCGAAAUGGAAGGAAGCGAUUCACAAAGAGUUGAGCACUUUAAUAAGCUUUGGCACAUGGGAGCUAAUUCCCCGGAAGGAAGCCGAAGGCACGAUUUCAUCAACCAGAUGGGUGUUCGAUGUGAAGCUAGGCCCGGAUGGCCGAAUUGACCGCUUCAAAGCCAGGCUGGUUGCCAGGGGAAAUGAGCAAUCAGAUGACGAUUUCAACGAGACGUUUGCACCAGUAUUUCGAAUAGAUAGCCUACGAAUCUUGUUGGCUAUAGCAGCCCAGCUAGGCUUAUUGGCACAUGUGCUUGAUGCUAAUAAUGCAUUCGCUGGUUCCGACCUCGACAAGCCUAAUUGUAUGGAAAUCCCGGAAGGACUGCAGGACUUUGAUCCAGAUGUUACUAGCACGAGAGGCCUAGUUUUGGAGCUGAAGAAGUCGCUGUAUGGCCUCCGCCAGUCUGCUAAUCUAUGGCAUCGAAAGAUUAGUGAUUUCCUGAAGAAGAUAGGCUUUAAACCGAUUACUGCAGACCCCAGUGUGUUCAUCAAUGGUAGGGGCCUGAUUAUCGCUGUGUAUGUGGAUGACAUAGUGAUAUUUGGCAAGGAUGCCAAUGACAUCGACGUGGUGAAGCAGAAGCUCAAGGAGUUCCAUCCAAUGACUGAUUCAGGAUUGGUCAAGAAGCUGUUGGGUAUUCGCUUCACAUGGGGAAGAGACAGGUCUAUUCAACUGGACCAGCAGUCCUAUGCACAACAAAUUCUUGAUGAAUUUGGCAUGGCUGAUUGCAAGCCUGUGAGCACACCCAUUGGCCCGAGCAUUAAAUUGGAAGCGCCGGAUAGCUCACUGCUUGGACGAGCUGAGCAUAAGCUAUUUCGGAGACUAAUUGGGCGGUUGAUUUUCUUGGUGAUAGCCACACGGCCGGACAUCGCUUUUGCAGUCAAUCAACUGUCUCAAUACCUCGCGGAGCCAAGGAAGGUCCAUUUGGCAGCGGCCAAGCAUGUGCUUCGAUAUGUGAAAGGCACCAUGGGCUAUGGCCUAACGUUUGGUGCAAAGGGGAGUCCAAAAGGGUUAUAUGCAUAUGCUGAUUCCGCGUACGCUAAUUCAGCAAAGAACCGGUCGACUACUGGUUUCAUUUUCUUUAUUAAUGGCACGCCAAUCACCUGGUCGAGCAGAAAGCAAUCGGUUACUGCACAGAGCUCGACGGAAGCUGAAUAUAUGGCCGUAUCGGAGGCAGCCAAACAAGCGGUUUGGAUUAGACAUUUCCUAUAUGCAAUAGGAAAGGGAUCCAUUUAUCGUGACGCUCCGACUACCAUUUAUGAGGACAACCAGGGCGCCAUAAAGAUUGCUGACAACCCAAUCAAUCACCCAAAGACGAAGCAUAUAGCCGUACGAUACCAUGCCAUCCGGGACCACAUAGGUAAUGGGGAGAUCUGCCUUGAGCACCUCUCUACCGACAAGAUGAUUGCCGAUGGCUUGACGAAGGUUACCAACCAUGCUAGUCAAGGACGGUUGGUUGAAGACCUGGGGCUCGCUUAA